This is a messenger RNA of Anastrepha obliqua, 1601 nucleotides long. Its product is annotated as very low-density lipoprotein receptor-like. Gene Ontology annotation, molecular function: protein binding. NCBI's taxonomy places the organism in Eukaryota, Metazoa, Arthropoda, Insecta, Diptera, Tephritidae. Gene Ontology annotation, cellular component: plasma membrane. The record is from RefSeq and is a predicted model, not a curated record. Bases 129 to 1601 code for a protein of 490 amino acids. The transcript is spliced from 6 exons.
CUUAGGUGUGCAUCUUCAUUUUUCGCCCGAGAGAAGUAUUGAUAUAUGUUUAUAUAUUAUAAAAAGUUGAAGUGAAAUUGAAAUUGGGAAAGUUUACAUUUGAGCCGAUAUACUGCUUAGAAUUUGCAAUGAUUGAACACUUUAAAUAUUUGCUAUGUGCGCUAUUGGCAAUUUUUCAUGUGUCUGCUGCAUUGGCAACAAAUAGUACUUGGGCCUGCACUAAUAAGGAAAUCAUUCCUCGGAACAAGCUCUGCGAUGGCUAUGCCGAUUGCAGCAAUGGACGCGAUGAAUCUGUAAAGGUAUGUCUGUCCAAUGCUUGUAAGGAUGAUGAAUUCCGUUGCGCCUAUGGGGCGUGCAUACGAGCCGAAUUGAAAUGUAAUAAUCAAAUCGAUUGUUUCGACCGGUCUGAUGAAAUGGAACUUUUGUGUGCCUCCGAUAAUGAAAUAUGGGCAAAGCUACAAGGAAAUUGGUGGAUAAAACAGGAUAAUCCGUAUACCAGAAAUCCCAAUGACUUAUCUUGUGAAAGUGGUAAAUUUAUCGCACAGGAAUUAUUUUGUGAAGGCAAAGCGGAUGGUGACGACGUCUCUGACGAAACUGAAGCGUAUUGCUCGUUGAAAAAAUGCAAACCCACCCAAUCCCCUUGCAGAUAUGGCGGGUGCAUUGAUACAAAUAAAUUUUGUAACGAAGAAAUUGAUUGCAUUGAUAGGUCGGAUGAGAAUGAAUUUUUCGCUAAGUGCCCGCACCACAAUUCAUCAUCAGAAGUCGAGUAUAAACCAUCCACCAGCCCUUGCAACAUUCUAGAUGAUCCAAAUCUCGAAAUAUAUAAUGAAAACGAACAAGUUUAUUCAAAACCCGGUUACUUUGACAAUGAAACUCGAAUCAUUUUAACAUACAAAAAUAAUUACACAAUAGCAGCCAAUACACCGAAAGUGGUGCGCAUUUGCGGUCAACAGGGUUGGAAUGAUGUGAUACCGAAGUGUUUUAGCAGAGAAUAUGAGGGUUACUUCUCGUGCAAUAAUGGCGACGUAGUACGCGAUUGUAGCGACGGUUCGGAUGAGUUCAUUGAAAAUAAUGUCAUAGAGAGUCCAUGUUUAAAUGCAGAAAAUCCCAAUGACUUAUCUUGUGAAAGUGGUAAAUUUAUCGCACAGGAAUUAUUUUGUGAUGGCAAAGCGGAUGGUGACGACGUCUCUGACGAAACUGAAGCGUAUUGCUCGUUGAAAAAAUGCAAACCCACCCAAUCCCCUUGCAGAUAUGGCGGGUGCAUUGAUACAAAUAAAUUUUGUAACGAAGAAAUUGAUUGCAUUGAUAGGUCGGAUGAGAAUGAAUUUUUCGCUAAGUGCCCGCACCACAAUUCAUCAUCAGAAGUCGAGUAUAAACCAUCCACCAGCCCUUGCAACAUUCUAGAUGAUCCAAAUCUCGAAAUAUAUAAUGAAAACGAACAAGUUUAUUCAAAACCCGGUUACUUUGACAAUGAAACUCGAAUCAUUUUAACAUACAAAAAUAAUUACACAAUAGCAGCCAAUACACCGAAAGUGGUGCGCAUUUGCGGUCAACAGGGUUGGAAUGAUGUGAUACCGAAGUGUUUUAGCAGAGAAUGUUAA